Messenger RNA from Schistosoma rodhaini, 2620 nucleotides. The record is from the annotation of a GenBank genome assembly. Lineage: Eukaryota; Metazoa; Platyhelminthes; Trematoda; Strigeidida; Schistosomatidae.
GUUUUAAAUAGUUCAGGUGUCAAGGUCACUACUGUUUACUACUACUGUUCUGAAUUGAUGAAAUAUAGGGGACUGCUUUCAUUAAAUGUUAUCAGAAGUAUGAAGCUAUUUCCUAGAAUAUAUUUUGAAGUUAAAGAAAUCAACUGGUUUUAAGGAGUCUACCAUUAAGAUAUUGGAUUGUGUUUACAGUUGCGCGACCUUGGAUCCUAACAUAAUAUGCCGCAAGAUUCGAAAUACUUGCUAAUUAGGUAUUCAUCUGUGGUUUUAAGGAAUUUAAAAAUAUUGAACUAUGAUUUCGAAACACACCAUGUUCCUCAACAGGCUGAUUCAUUUUUGUCUUUUUUCAAAAUAUCUCGCAAAGCAGAGUUUAUACACAUACUCCACUUCUUAUUUCGGACUCUAAAUCCUGUGAAAUAUGAUACGGAAUUAAGUGGAUUUCUGGGGUCCAAAUCUGAUGUUGGGUUCAAGAAUGCGACAUACCGCUGGUUACGCAUUUUGUCAACUGAGUUUCCUAAAGUGAUUUCCAACUUCUUUGCCACUUGGGGUUGCCCCGCUGGCGUUGGCGUUAUGCGUCUUCUGGCAAAUCUAUCUUCUUAUGUCCUAGUAGUUUCAAAUGAUAUGAUAGCCUUCAACAAACAAAUUGUGGAAAACUACGCUAACUGUGAAUGGAUGUCAGUCAACUCUAUAGGAAGUGUUCAGCGUGAUCUAAAACAUUCACUUUCUCAUAUUAUUUCGGAAGAUCUGCUCCAAAGGGAACUUCAAAAAGGAUCUGAAGCCUUGGAUGUUGAAGUUCAGCAUGCAUCAGAAGAAAUUCUAAAAUUCAAGCAGCUCAUUGUUUCAAAUUCCGAUUUACAAAGUGAUAUGAACAAUACCCACUUGUUUUCUCUUUGUUCUGAUAAAACCAUUGGACUCCCGGAUGAACUAAUUGCUUAUCAAUUGCAGUUAACAAAAGAAGUAUCUACUUUGAGACAACAACUUAAAACCUACUUAGACAAGCAUAAGCCUUCUUUACUGCUGUUAAACAAUAUACUGGAUAGUUUAAGCGAUCAUAAAGUGUUUACUCUAAAUAGUUCCAAGAUGAGGUUUCUACAGUCAGGAAACAUACUGUCAUCAUAUUUAGGUGAAAAUAACAAGGAAGAACCGAAACAAAGAGAUGGCAAAUUAAAUUUUCAUUUAUUUCUGCGUUAUUCAAUAAUGCUUUUACAAAGAGCUUUCAAAUCUUACAAUCCUUCUUUUACAAAUGAUAAAUUUCAAGAAUUACCUUGUUCACAAUUUAGUACAUUGAAUCAAAACAGUUCAUCAGAUUGUCUUACUGUGUUUAAACAAGCUGUUGGUCAGUUUUACUCUCAAACAUCUAUCGAUUCUAAUUUUUCAACACAUUCUGAGAAGGAACUCUGUCGGUUAAUGAAUGAAAUGCAUAGUACUAUUGAUAAAUUACAAUUUGAACUAAAAGAUGAGUGGCUUCGGGAAUCACAUCUGAACGUAAAAUUUCCAGAAUUUCAAGCGACCUAUUCGACCAUAUCUCAACCUUGCAUUUCUUAUGAAACAAGUGAUGAGUACGAUGUAAAUAACAAAUCUAAUAACACUUUUGAUAUAUCAGCGGAGAGUGACCCAAAUAAAACAGAUGGGACGUUACCUAUACAUGAAUCUUCUCAUCAGUUGUUUAAAAAGUCAAGGAGUAAUUUACAGUCCAACUUUCUCGAUGAAUCCACCUACAAGCCUUCAACGUCAUCACUUAAAUGUAGUUCAGUUAACGAUCCUAAAAUGAACUCCCUGAAUCUAAAGAAAGGAAACUAUUUAAAAGUUGAUCAUGCAACUUCUAAUUCGUUAUCACUACCCCGAACAAGACCAGGAUGUUAUACCUUUCCUAAACAGCGAGAAAUUGAAAAUAAUUUGCAAAAUCUAAGUAUAAACUCACCAAAUAAUGUUCUUACCGAUGAAAUGCGUACAGAUAUUGUGUCCAGUACAACCGAUAUGUUGAAAAUGAAGGGACUUGAUUAUUAUGAAGGUAUUUUAAAAACCCAGCUUCCUGUCACAUCAUUAGUUUCACAUAAACCACCUUCAACACAGUAUUCUUUAAAAGAUUUAUCCAAUAUACCAGAAUCUAUACCGUGUACCUUUCAGUCAUUAUCUUCUAUUAUGGAAUUAAAAGAAUCUCAAUUGUGUACUCCGACAAACAGCAGCUUCAAUUUAAUUGAUGAUGAUCUGGAAUUCGUCAAUGAUCUGCUCCCAUCGUCUCCAAACUGACGACAAUGAUGUUUCUUCCAUCUUCAUGUGUUGUAGUUAUUCAUUUAGUUUGCCUGUUGAUGUGUGACUUUCUUCCAUAUAAAUGGUGAUAAUAAUGAUAGUUAAGAAAAAAAUAUUAUCACGAUUUACUAUUUUCUUUAUGUAUUACAUGUGAAAUGAAAAUUGAAUGAUGUCUAUUACCAGAAAUCUUUGUAUUUAUCAGAAGCGUCAGUUAACAAAUUAUAUUCUGUCCGACUUCAUUGUAAAUUCUGAGUUUUUUGAAACAUUCAGUUUUAUUUUUUUAGAUGAGGCUGUCUGGUAAUACCAUCCUUUUUCUCCUGUUUUGCUGUGUUUGGUUUUUCCAAGUAUGUUUGAAAUAAAUAGAUGUUGGCGA